This is a messenger RNA of Somion occarium, 719 nucleotides long. The record is from the annotation of a GenBank genome assembly. Lineage: Eukaryota; Fungi; Basidiomycota; Agaricomycetes; Polyporales; Cerrenaceae.
CGAAGACAUAGCACGACUCACCGUCAAGCCUCAAAAAUCAAGUCAAGUUCGUCGCUAACGCUCGCAAAAUGGUCAACAUCCCCAAGACUCGACGGACCUACUGCAAGGGCAAGCAGUGCAGAAAGCACACCCCCCACAAAGUGACGCAGUACAAGAAGGGCAAGGACUCAUUGGCGGCCCAGGGAAAGCGUCGUUACGACCGUAAGCAGUCCGGUUAUGGUGGUCAGACCAAGCCCGUCUUCCACAAGAAGGCAAAGACGACCAAGAAGGUCGUGCUCCGAUUGGAGUGCACUGUGUGCAAAUACAAGAUGCAACUUUCAUUGAAGCGAUGCAAGCACUUCGAGCUUGGUGGUGAGAAGAAGACGAAGGGUGCUGCCCUCACUUUCGUAUGUUGCUUCCGCUUUUCGAAUGUCACAUUGGUACUGAACUUUUGCUCUUCUAGUGAUCGUCUCGCUACUUGUUCCUUCGCUAUCUCACGUUCUACCAUGUCUUCCGUACCUCUUCGCAUUCGCUAUGUAAUAUGCAAUAAGUUCCGGGCAUGUGCAUUUACACGAAAACCAGAUACUAUGCUUGCUUGUGCUUUCGAUGAGGUUUUCCGACUGCAUUUUCACGUGUACAACAGGAUGGCGCGGCAAUAAUCAAUGAGGUUGGAUAUGCUUGUAAGAGUAUAUAGGUAUUAGGUAUAACAUAUGCGAAAUGCGAUACUAUGGCACUAUGCU